GAACGAAAAGUAACCUGCAAACAUCCAGUAACAGGACAGCCAUCGCAGGACAACUGUAUUUUUGUUGUGAAUGAACAGACUGCUGCAGCAAUGACAUCUGAAGAAAAGAAGGAGCGACCUGUAAGCGUGAUAUGUGAAGCAACUAACUAUAAUCUGACAUCAGAUUAUGCUGCUCAUCCAAUGAGCCCUGUGGGCAGAACAUCACGAUCUUCAAAGAAGGUUCAUAAUUUUGGAAAGAGAUCAAACUCAAUAAAGAGAAAUCCUAAUGCACCGGUUGUCAGACGUGGCUGGCUCUACAAACAGGAUAGUACUGGAAUGAAGUUGUGGAAGAAACGGUGGUUUGUGCUCUCAGAUCUGUGUCUCUUCUAUUACAGAGAUGAGAAGGAAGAAGGAAUACUAGGUAGCAUACUUCUACCUAGUUUUCAGAUAUCUGUGCUUUCCCCCGAGGAUCAUAUUAACCGCAAAUAUGCCUUUAAGGCAGCUCAUCCAAACAUGAGGACCUAUUAUUUCUGCACAGAUACAGGGAAGGAAAUGGAGUUGUGGAUGAAAGCCAUGACAGAAGCAGCACUUGUGCAGACAGAGCCUGUGAAAAGAGUGGAGAAGUUAACCACUGAAAAUACACCACCUCGAGAAGCAAAUAAUAUUUCAAACCAUCGGGUGCUAAUUAAGCCAGAGGCACAAAAUAACCAGAAAAACAAAGAAGUAAACAAAAAUGAGGAGAAGAAAGCUUUGGAAGCUGAAAAAUAUGGAUUCCAGAAAGUUGGGCAAGAUAAACCAUUAACAAAAAUUAACAGUGUAAAGCUAAAUCCGUUGGGAUCCGAAUACAGGACUUUGCCUAUAACCAUGAUUCAAGCUGGACACUUCAGACCAGUUCAUUUAAAUGGGUCUGAGAAUAAAGCUGUUGGUGUUGUCCUGGCAGACGCUGGAGAUGGAGGUCAGCACAAUGCGGUUCAGUCACAUAUGGAGUCCGAACGAGUUAUGCAGAGAACCAAUUCAAUGCUGCAGUUGGAACAGUGGAUUAAAGUACAAAGAGGAAAAGGACAAGAAGAGGAAACAAGAGGCGUAAUCUCAUAUCAGACAUUACCAAGAAACAUGCCAAGCCAUCGACCUCAAGUUUUACCCCGGUACCCAGAAGGCUACAGAACACUGCCGAGAAACAGCAAAGCACGGCCGGAGAGCCUCUGCAGCGUAACGCCGUCGGCUUACGACAGAGCCAUAGGACCAGUAACAGCCGAAGAAAAACGCAGGUCAAUGCGGGAUGACACAAUGUGGCAGCUCUAUGAAUGGCAGCAACGUCAGUUUUACAAUAAGCAAACAACUCUUAAUAGGCACAGUACUUUAAGUAGCCCAAAAACUAUGAUUAAUAUUUCUGAUCAGACGAUGCAUUCUAUUCCCACCUCACCUUCUCAUGGUUCAAUCGCUGGUUUCCAAGGAUAUUCCCCACAGCGGACCUACAGAUCAGAAGUAUCUUCACCAGUGCAAAGGGGAGAUAUAACUAUUGAUCGCAGACACAGGACACAUCAUACUAAGCAUGUCUUUGUGCCUGACAGAAGGUCAAUGCCAGCAGGUCUGAGUUUACAGCCUGUUACUCCUCAGAGCCUCCAAGGCAAAACACCAGAGGAGCUCACGCUGCUGCUAAUAAAGCUGAGACGGCAGCAAGCUGAACUGAGUAGUAUCCGGGAACACACACUAGCACAGCUCAUGCAACUAAAACUUGAGGCCAGCAGCCCAAAGAGUGAGAUUCUUUCACAUCACCUUCAAAGGAAUGCCAUAUAUUUGGAUCAUCAGAUGAAAGAGAAUGAACCUUUAAUCACCAUGGUUCACACUAUGAUUGAGAACUCGGCGCUAAGACCGCAACUGUACCAGCAAUUAACACAAGAAGAAUGUAGGGGUACACUAUACAAAUAUAGAACUGAAGAGCUGGAUAUUGAUGCUAAGCUUAGCCGUUUAUGUGAACAAGAUAAAGUUGUACAAGCACUGGAGGAGAAGCUUCAACAGCUACACAAGGAGAAAUACACGCUUGAGCAAGCUUUGCUGUCAGCAAGUCAGGAGAUAGAAAUGAACGCAGAUAAUCCCGCAGCCAUACAAAAUGUAGUCUUACAGAGAGAUGACUUGCAGAACGGACUGCUUGGCACUUGUCGAGAAGUAUCGCGAGCUACUGCAGAACUGGAAAGAGCUUGGAGAGAAUAUGAUAAAUUGGAGUAUGAUGUAACUGUGACAAGGAACCAUAUGCAGGAGCAGCUCGAUCGGCUUGGAGAAAUUCAGACUGAGUCAGCAGGGAUACAACGUGCUCAGAUUCAGAAGGAACUGUGGAGAAUUCAAGAUGUCAUGGAGGGUUUAAGUAAACACAAACAGCAAAGAAACUCUUCAGAGACAGGCAUCAUGGGAUCAAGGACAUUUUCAGCUAUUAAAUAUAAAAAUGAGGAAGAGGAAGUAGUCCCACCUCGUCCUCCACUCCCUCGGUCCUAUGACUUUACAGAGCAUCCUCCCAUAAUCCCCCCUCUGCCCAGUGAUAGCAGCUCCUUGCUCUGUUAUAGCAGGGGCCCAGUACAUCUGCCAGAAGAGAAGAAGAUUCACCAAGUUCAAGGAUAUCAGAGAAAUGGAUCUUACUGUGGUCCUGAUUAUAGGCUUUAUAAGAGUGAGCCAGAGUUAACUACAGUAGCAGAAGUGGAUGAGUCUAAUGGUGAAGAAAAAACAGAACAAAUUUCAGAAUCAGAAUCUGCAGCUAAAGGCUCACACUUUCCUGUGGGAGUUGUACCACCUAGAACCAAAUCACCAACGCCAGAGUCUUCGACAAUAGCAUCCUAUGUCACUUUGAGGAAGAAUAAGAAGAUAGAGCUAAGAACGGAAAGACCAAGAAGCGCAGUGGAGCAGCUGUGUCUUGCAGAAAGCACACGGCCUCGAAUGACUGUGGAGGAACAGAUGGAAAGAAUAAAGAGACACCAACAAGCUUGCCUGAGAGAGAAGAGAAAAGGACUCAACAUCAUUGGUGUUUUGGACCAGUCUCCUUCACAGAGUUUGUCAUUUGUCAGAGAUAAUCCAGUCAAAUUGGCACAGAAUCGAAAAAAGGAUGAUAUUGUAUCUAGUAAUAUGAGAGAAUUAGAGAGCACCAGUAAAGAAAAUAAUUUUAAACAAAAUAAUGAAAGUCCUGGAGAAGAAAUAGUGCAACUAAGGCAUGAUGGAGAGCAAGAACAUAAUUCAAGUUUUACUAAAGAGCUGACAAAAACUGAUGAUCUUUUAUCAGAUGCACAUGUUGCAUCUGACUCAAAAGAAGUGAAUAAUGAAGAGAAAGCAGAAAAGGAAAAGAAAAAUAAAUUGGAAGAAACACGUGAUGGUGAUACAAGCUUGCAGAGUGUGACCACAGUUACAAACCACAAACCCAAAACCAGCUCAGAAGAAAGUGAAGUAGUUAGUGUUCAAGAACAAGGAGGGAUUAUUUCUUCAUUUGAAUUAGCAGCACAGUCUUCAAAAGGAACUCAGGCAACAGAAGUGAAAAGUUUGCCUUCUUCACCAGAAUCGUCAUUGUCACCAGCCCCAUCUACCCAGACGCAGCUCACAGAAGGAUCACAUUUCAUCACUAACGGCUUCUGUUGAAAAAAUUCAUGCCUGAGAUGUAUGGACCUGAGCUAUGAAAAUAUGAGAAGAUAUUGUACAGUAUAUUUUAAAUCUAUGAAAUUCAUAGUUCUGAUGCUUUUGGCCACAGAGCAUCAUUUUAUCACUUCCUGGAAAAUGUUUAUUCCAAGAGAGCUUUAAAUGGCCCACAUGUACACUCAACAACUUUCAGAUUGUUCUCCUGAUACCAGCUUGCUGCUAUGAUUUCUGUGCACAUAAAAUAAAGGCUCUUUUUAAUGUGCAGCCUA
Molecule: messenger RNA, 3860 nt
Organism: Antrostomus carolinensis (chuck-will's-widow)
Lineage: Eukaryota; Metazoa; Chordata; Aves; Caprimulgiformes; Caprimulgidae
Gene: PLEKHA5
Product: pleckstrin homology domain containing A5
Exons: 27
Coding region: 91-3594 (1167 amino acids)
Cellular component (GO): cytosol
Molecular function (GO): phosphatidylinositol-5-phosphate binding; phosphatidylinositol-3-phosphate binding; phosphatidylinositol-4-phosphate binding
Source: RefSeq, a predicted model, not a curated record